Molecule: messenger RNA, 2117 nt
Organism: Cheilinus undulatus (humphead wrasse)
Lineage: Eukaryota; Metazoa; Chordata; Actinopteri; Labriformes; Labridae
Exons: 3
Coding region: 1-783 (260 amino acids)
Source: RefSeq, a predicted model, not a curated record
AUGGCCAGCUGGAAAACGCUACGGUAUGGACAACAGACUCAUCUUCACCAUCUUGUUUGUGACGCUGUCCUGGAUGUCUGUUGGCAUCCAUGGGCAAAGCUCUACAACAGUAGCAACAAUGGCACCAUCCACUGCAAGUGCAACAGGUUCAACAAUGGCACCAUCCACUGCAAGUGCAACAGGUUCAACAAUGGCACCAUCCACUGCAAGUGCAACAGGUUCAACAAUGGCACCAUCCACUGCAAGUGCAACAGGUUCAACAAUGGCACCAUCCACUGCAAGUGCAACAGGUUCAACAAUGGCACCAUCCACGUCAAACGCAACAGCUGCAACAAUGGCACCAACAAUGGCAAACGCAACAGGUUCAACAAUGGCACCGUCCAAGUCAAACGCAACAGCUGCAACAAUGGCAACAACGAUGGCAAACGCAACAGGUUCAACAAUGGCACCAAUGAUGGCAAACACAACAGGUUCAACAAUGGCACCAUCCACGUCAAACGCAACAGCUGCAACAAUGGCACCAAUGAUGGCAAACACAACAGGUUCAACAAUGGCACCAUCCAUGUCAAACACAACAGGUUCAACAAUGGCACCAUCCAUGUCAAACACAACAGGUUCAACAAUGGCACCAUCCAUGUCAAACACAACAGCUGCAACAAUGGCACCAUCCACGUCAAACACAACAGCUGCAACAAUGGCACCAUCCACGUCAAACACAACAGCUGCAACAAUGGCACCAUCCACUGCCCCAACUGCUGCCCUGACCACUGCCACAACCAUUAGUACUACUAGCAAUGCCAUUGCACUCCAGCAGUCACUCACACAAGCUCUGCUGGUCACUGUGGGUGUGCUCCUUCUGGCCAACCUAUGAGGAAACUCAAACCUACAUGAGUCAAGAAAACCAUCACAUCUCUAACCAUAUCCACUGCAUACAAUCUGUUAAACAUCUCUCCAAAUGUUUACAGUUUAUUAGCAGCACACUUCUUUCUGCGCCAUCUUAAUGCAGCUUAGACAAAAAGGUGGAGGGCUGUCAUCAAAGUUUGAAGACUUUCUGGUUCAAUGUUAUUUUCAAAGCAUUUGUGCUUUUGCUGAUUUUGUUCAAAGACUUAUUUAAGGCACUGUAAAAGCUUCAACCAGCUGUUUUCAGUCCACGAUAAUCUUUAAAUUGCUAGACUUGGUUAGAAAUGAGCGCCACCCCACAAGAUAACAGAAUGCGCAGACCAUUCAACCCCCUAAAAUCAAAAUCAGUGUGACUUCUGUGACUAACAAGCUUCUGUGGUGUCAGUAAGGCUUCUAUGUGUAAAUUUCUAAUUUAUCUUCAUGUCAAAAUGUCUUGAAGGAAACGGAAAACUCCAUCAGCACUUGUAGUUUAGAAAAAAACUAGUAGACUGAUGCACUUGGAUUGCAGCCUUUAUUAGGGCCAUUCAGAAUAGUUGUGCCAGAAAUAUCUACUUCAGCCAAAACUUCUAACCAAAAUCUGAAGAAAUAACAAAUAACUUUUUAUCAAUUCUAUUGUUACGCUUGCUCUCUUGAUGGCUGGAUACACUCUUAUGAAGGAUCAGUUAUUAUGCAUCGUGUUCAGGACAACAAAAGAGCAAAUGUUCUACUGCCACUAAUGAUGACACCAACAAAUGGCAGAUUUGUUUGGAACUAUACUGUUAUUAUUAAUAUUAUCAUCAAUGUUGGUUUACUUUUUUUAUUUGAAUGUGCUUUCUUGAUGCUUCAACAGUGGUUAAAAUAACGCCAUCACUGGCUGAUAUUUAUGAAUGAAUCAUUUAGAAUGCUAUUAUACCAAGUACUGGUGGAAUUGAUUUUGCACAUUGCAUCAUGUUACAGUUGAUUAUUUUUUGUAUACAUAUUUUAGGAAAAAAAUAUUUACCAAAUUACCAAUAAUAUCAGUGUAAAUGUUGUUAAGUCUUUAAGCAGUAACAUGUUUUUAUUCUCCAUCUCUUUUCCAUUUGAACCUUUCCAGAAUUAGUUUCAGCAACCAUGUGGUUUGGAAAUGUGUAAAACAACGGGUUCUCUUCAGUCAAAUCAAAUACUUCUAUACUAAAUUUUAACUAUUUUGAAUACAUACAGUGCUAAUAAAAAGUAUUUACCUCCUUGGGUGUUUUUUC